CGCCUCUGUCUCUCACAGCGCUGCCUCAGAUGAGAACAGGGCUGCGCUGCUUCCUCAAGCCGACCGCCGCGUUUCUGCUGCUUUCUUUCCUCGUUUUCUCCUCAGAAACCUUGGAGUUUUCACAGAACCCGAGCGAGCAGACGCAGAAAUCGGAGACGUGAAAGGCGGGUGCUGUGGACUGCCUCUCUGCCUCUUUGCCUCACUCUCUCUGUUUCUCUGAAAGCUGCUUAUGGCGUCGUCUCUUCUCAGCCGUCAGCUGACGCUCUCCGUGCAGCACAGCCUGCGUCUCGCAGCUCCAGGCUGCAGGUAUGUCAGUAAAACGGCCGCUCAGCCCGUGUCCGAGUUCGAGUAUGACGCUCCCUCCAUGAAGACUCCUGUUCCAGGACCCAAAUCAAAGGAGCUGACGAGACAGCUGGGAGAUAUUCAGAAUGUUGGCGCAGUUAAUUUCUUCUGCAACUACGAGGAGAGCCGGGGGAAUUACCUGGUGGAUGCUGAUGGAAAUCGAAUGCUGGAUCUGUACACACAGAUCUCCUCUGUGCCCAUCGGUUACAACCAUCCAGCUCUGAUGAAGGCCAUCACCAAUCCCAACAAUCUGACUGCAUUUGUCAAUCGGCCAGCCCUUGGGAUUCUGCCACCGGAAAACUUUCCAGAAAAGCUGAUUGAGAGUCUGCUGUCGGUUGCUCCCGCUGGAAUGACCCGAGUGCAGACCAUGGCCUGCGGCUCCUGCUCCAACGAGAACGCCUUCAAGGCCAUGUUCAUCUGGUACAAAAUCAAAGAAAGAGGCGCCAGCGGCCCCUCAGCUGAGGAAAUGAGCUCCUGCAUGAUUAACCAGGGUCCCGGCUGUCCAGAUCUGAGCAUCCUGUCCUUUAUGGGGGGCUUCCACGGCAGAACUAUGGGUUGCUUGGCGACGACACACUCCAAAGUCAUCCAUAAACUGGACAUCCCCUCGUUCGACUGGCCCAUCGCCCCCUUCCCUAAGCUACAGUAUCCCCUGGAGCAGUUUGUCCGAGAGAACGCUCAGGAGGAGGCGCGGUGCUUGGAGGAGGUGGAGGAUCUGAUCGUGAAGUGGAGGCAGAAGGGAAAGCCAGUGGCCGGCAUCAUCGUUGAGCCCAUCCAGGCCGAGGGAGGAGACAACCACGCCUCACACGACUUCUUCAUCAAACUGCGAAACAUCGCCCGCAAGCAUGGAUGUGCCUUCCACGUGGAUGAAGUCCAGACGGGUGGUGGAACCACAGGGAAGUUCUGGGCCCACGAGCACUGGGGCACGGGCGACCCCGCUGACAUCGUCUCCUUCAGCAAGAAAAUGCUCACGGGAGGAUACUACUUCAAAGACGAGCUGCAGCCUGACAAGGGCUACAGAAUCUUCAACACAUGGAUGGGAGACCCCUCUAAGAACGUGUUCCUGUCCGAGGUACUGAACGUUAUCAGGAGAGAGAACCUUCUGGAAGAGGUGACUCGCUCAGGCAAGGCUCUGCUGCAGGGACUCUAUGAACUGCAGGCUCAGUACCCACACCUCCUCAGUCGAGCCCGAGGCCUGGGCACCUUCUGUGCCAUCGAUGCUCGUGAUGAUGUGACCCGUGACAACCUCAUACUCAAAACCAGGGACAAGGGUGUUCUCCUGGGCGGCUGUGGAGAAAUGUCCAUCCGUUUCCGUCCUUCUCUGGUCUUCAAAGAGUACCACGCUCACCAGUUCCUCAACAUCUUCAACGACGUGCUGGCUGAGUACAAGUAGAGUCCUGAAGUUGCAGCCAGCUCCUGCCAUAGAACAAGCACAAGGGUCCAGGCCCAAACAAGAGGUUCUUCUUUCUCAACACAUCACAGAGCAGUCCGUCACUCCUUCUUCUGCGUCGUCUUUCCUUUCUAACUUUCUGCCUUAUGUUUUUUUCACGAAUAGCUGUAGCACUAUCUUUCUCUGCAGUCACUUUAAAGCGCACAAUGAAACCGCAGCAUCACGGCUGUGAGUAAAUCCCUCAAUCGCUUCUUUCUCAUAAGCUGUAGGUGUGGAUCUUCUAAUCGCGGGGUGUUGCGUCAGUAAGACGACUGCGGCAGGUUUUCAGUGUCGGACGAACAAAUGCUUUCCACACCUUGUCCACCCAGUACAUCCUCCUCCCUCCCCCAGCACAGCGGGGCUGCUUAGAGAAGGUUUUUAAACCUGAUGUUGCUGCUAGCCGUCCUCCAACAGCUUCCUCAGAACACAAAGGCCGUCCAAGCUCAAGCUCCCAGUGGAACCUGAGCAGAUGAGUACACUCACUACCUGAAACCACAGAAAAACGCUCUCCUACCUCUCAGCAAGGAGAGGGAGAUUUAGCUAGGACCCAUCAUUUCUUCUAAAACCCCAGGGAGGUUCUAAUACUCUGAUGCUCCAGUGAAGGCACACAGAAGAGGAAGCAUGGAGGAAGUCCAUGUGGGAAAAGGUGCUUUUCUUAAACUGACUGAGGUGUGUAGAUCGGCAGGGAGGAACCAGAAUGGGUCGUACAGAACAUUUCCAAAUCCUGGUGAUGGAGCUCAACUGAGGGGGCGGUUUCAAAAAGCAGGAUUUCUCUCAAAGCCAGGUAACUUAAGCCAAAAGUGAGGAUGGUCCAUUAAGACUAGAUAAUUGUAGGUUCCAGUUUUACAGAUCAAUGAAUAUGUGUGGCACAAACAGCAAUAUGAAGCAUCUCUUACUCUGCUGCACAGACUGAACUCAGGGCUUAUAAAGGGAGUUCUUGUGCUCAGUAAACAAAACAUUAUGAAUAGUAUGUUAAAAAAAAAAUACUGUACUGCCUGUUCAACCUGCAGCACUUUAGCCACCACCAUUUAUGCUGAAGUUGAACUGCAGUGACCAGGA
Pygocentrus nattereri (red-bellied piranha) is the source of this 2827-nucleotide messenger RNA. RefSeq names its product 4-aminobutyrate aminotransferase (gene abat). The transcript has 16 exons. The coding region runs from base 230 to 1732 and encodes 500 amino acids. Gene Ontology annotation, molecular function: pyridoxal phosphate binding. Lineage: Eukaryota; Metazoa; Chordata; Actinopteri; Characiformes; Serrasalmidae. Gene Ontology annotation, biological process: GABA catabolic process. The record is from RefSeq and is a predicted model, not a curated record. Gene Ontology annotation, cellular component: mitochondrion.